AUGAAUUUCCCCUCGAACCGCGUCGCUGUGAUCGGCGCAGGUAUCAGUGGUAUUGUUGCUGCUGCGCACCUGAAGAAGGAAGGCCUUCAUGUCACAGUCUUUGAGCGAUCUAGUGCUGCAGGGGGCAUAUGUCCUUGCUAUGUUGGUCUGAGGAACAACGUGAGCACACGUCUACUGGAAACCACGUUGAAUCGAUUCCCAGCUGGAACUGAGGAUUAUGUAACGCACAAAGUUUUGGCAGACUACAUACAGAGCACCGCAGUUUCAACGGGGGUACAUGAUAUAACACAGUACGAUACCAACGUGAGGCAUGUUUCGAAAAGUGGUAGAUCAUGGUCAGUCGAAACAGCAACACUGCAGACCGAUACCACAGGUGCCGUCAGAUGGGAGAUCUCUACUCAGAGCUUUGAUGCGAUAGUAGUCGCUUCAGGCCACUACCACUCACCAAAAGUUCCUACCACCCCUGGACUGGCAGACUGGAAAAGAAGGUGGCCAAAUAGGGUAGAACACUCUAAACGCUAUCGAAGGCCUGAAAAUGCGCAUUCAAAGAACUACUUGCUCGUUGGUGGAAGCGUAUCAGCAACGGACAUCGCGCGCGAGCUCGGGCCAUAUGCAAACAAGAUCUUCCAAAGUCAAAGAAAUGGCAAAUUUGACCUUCCCGCUAGCAUGCUGCCUGACAACGCCUACCGGGUCGACGAGGUGGUAUCAUACAACGUGCCUGAUGUGGGUAAAUCAACGUCACUGGGCCCGUCCGAAGCGAUCCCAGCUACCGUGACCCUAAAGUCGGGCGCGAAGAUCUGCGACAUUCAUCAUGUCAUACUUUGUACGGGUUAUCAUCUUACUCUACCAUUCUUGCCUCAGCUUCACUCGGACAAUAUACUAGUCGACAAAGCAGAUGAGACAAUGCUGGUGACGGAUGGGACGCAGUUUCACAACCUACACAAGGAUGUCUUCUACAUCAACGAUCCCACGCUUACCUUUAUCGGCGUUCCUUUCUUCACGGCUACAUUCAGCUUAUUUGAGUUUCAAGCCAUGGUGGUCGCCAAGGUACUCUCUGCUCAGGCGAGGCUUCCUAGCAAAGAGGCCAUGCGGAGAGAAUACAACGAGAAGGUGAAGAUCAAGGGCCAUGGGAAAAAAUUUCAUAGCCUAAGAGACCAAGAGGCAGACUACGUCAACGAGCUUCUAGCUUGGGUCAACUCUGACCUAGAGAGAGCAGGCAAAGGGAGGUUGAGCGGACACACAGAGAAAUGGCAUGCUGCACGAGCGGACAAUUUGGCACGGAUGAAAGCUUUAUUUACCAGUACGAUCUCUGAGAAGAGACUCGAAUUCGAUGAACACCGCAUUGAACUCCUCAAUGCCUUAGGUUAUGCAUUCUACGCGACGUUAACGAGUUUAUCCAUUCAAGUUAGGCUCUUAGUCGACAUCCCAUACGCACUGGUACUCCGCGGUCCUUAUCUCUGGAUAUAG
Messenger RNA from Pyrenophora tritici-repentis Pt-1C-BFP, 1467 nucleotides. RefSeq names its product dimethylaniline monooxygenase. Lineage: Eukaryota; Fungi; Ascomycota; Dothideomycetes; Pleosporales; Pleosporaceae. Gene Ontology annotation, molecular function: flavin adenine dinucleotide binding; N,N-dimethylaniline monooxygenase activity; NADP binding. The record is from RefSeq and is a predicted model, not a curated record.